Molecule: messenger RNA, 1835 nt
Organism: Oryzias melastigma (Indian medaka)
Lineage: Eukaryota; Metazoa; Chordata; Actinopteri; Beloniformes; Adrianichthyidae
Gene: peli1b
Product: pellino E3 ubiquitin protein ligase 1b
Exons: 7
Coding region: 501-1781 (426 amino acids)
Biological process (GO): protein K48-linked ubiquitination; regulation of Toll signaling pathway
Molecular function (GO): protein binding; ubiquitin protein ligase activity
Source: RefSeq, a predicted model, not a curated record
GUUUACGUUGAGAUCGAGAUGCUCACAACAAAGGAGCGCCUCGCGCGCGGAGGGAGACGCCGUGACUUCAAACAACGUUUUAUUUUCUCUCCCCGCGAGCGUUUGGAGCGCGUGCCUGCUUUUUUAUGCGCCAGGCCUUCAUGUGGCCUCGCUGUUUUUUAUUUUUGAUUUUAUAGCCACCGGAUUCGGUUCUGGGAAUUAACGGGAAUCCUUUUUUUGUGCGCGCGUGUGUGCGUGUGCCGGUGGGACGUUUAGCUAGCUGCCGCAGCCGUUGGAGCCGCUGCUGGAAUCCUCCGGAGCCACGGGCGCGCGGGGCCGACACCAGCAUCCGUACCGCGGGCCGACCACAGACGAGCACAUGACGCCUGAGGCGCCGGAGCCCAGCCUCAGCUGACCCCUACCCUUCCGCCUCCCCGCCCCGCCCCUUCUGCUGCAUCCUGUCCUCGUUCGGCCUCACCUGUCGCUCCUCACCUCCUCUGAAGCUCCGCCCACCCUUCCUGAUGUACUCCCCCGAGCAGGAAAACAUCUCCACCUCCUCCUCCACCAAAGUGCCAGUGAAGUACGGAGAGCUCAUCGUGCUGGGGUACAAUGGCUCUCUGCCCAACGGCGACCGAGGCCGCCGCAAAAGCCGCUUCGCGCUCUGCAAGAGACCGAAAGCAAACGGCGUGAAACCGAGCACGGUUCACAUCGCCUGCUCCCCGCAAGCAGCCAAGGCCAUAAGCAACAAAGACCUGCACAGCAUCUCCUACACGCUGUCCCGCGUCCAGACGGUGGUGGUGGAGUACACGCACGAGAGCAAUACGGACAUGUUCCAGAUCGGCCGCUCCACGGAGAGUCCGAUUGACUUCGUGGUGACGGACACGGUGGCGGGCAGCCAGAGCAACGCCGACACGCAGUCGGUCCAGAGCACCAUCUCCCGCUUCGCCUGCCGCAUCCUGUGCCAGCGCACGCCGCCUUACACCGCCCGCAUCUACGCCGCAGGCUUCGACUCCUCCAAGAACAUCUUCCUCGGGGAGAAAGCUGCUAAGUGGAAGACGUCCGACGGUCAGAUGGACGGGCUGACCACCAACGGCGUGCUGGUCAUGCACCCGCGCAACGGCUUCACGCAGGACUCCAAGCCCGGCGUCUGGAGGGAGAUCUCCGUCUGCGGGAACGUCUUCACGCUGAGGGAGACGCGCUCGGCGCAGCAGCGGGGGAAGAUGGUGGAGACGGAGUCUCACGAGCUGGUGGACGGCUCGCUCAUCGACCUGUGCGGCGCCACCCUGCUGUGGCGCACGGCCGAGGGCCUGUCGCGCACCCCCACCCUGAAGCACCUGGAGGCGCUGCGGCAGGAGAUCAACGCGGCGCGGCCGCAGUGCCCCGUGGGCUUCAACACGCUGGCCUUCCCCUCCAUGCGGCGCAAGGACACGCCGGACGAGAAGCAGCCGUGGGUCUACCUCCAGUGCGGCCACGUGCACGGAUACCACGACUGGGGGAACCACCGGGAGGAGCGGGAGGGCCGCGAGGGCCGGCUCAGGGAGUGCCCCAUGUGCCGCGCCAAGGGGCCGUACGUGCCGCUGUGGCUGGGCUGCGAGGCGGGCUUCUACGUGGACGCGGCGCCGCCCACCCACGCCUUCAACCCCUGCGGCCACGUGUGCUCGGAGAAAACGGCGGCCUUCUGGAGCCAGAUCCCGCUCCCGCACGGCACGCACACCUUCCACGCCGCCUGCCCCUUCUGCGCGCAGCAGCUGAGCGGCGAGCACGGCUUCGUCAGACUCAUCUUCCAGGGACCCGUGGACUGAGCUCCCAGCAUGCUUUGCAGAAUAAAAACUGAUCCCAGAUCUCUUUCUUCUGGA